AUAACACGACAAUGAAAUAAAGUGUAUCUAUCCUCUUCACUUUUCCAUUUUCCUCUCUCAGUCUUGGGAGUAAAGAAAUUUCUUCUUGGCAAGAAAAAAAUGAGGAACACGCCUACUACUCGGAGAUCAUCGGUUCGAAUCACGUCGGCAGCAUCUCAACGCCGUCUAACACCGGAGCCAGAACCGGCGGUGAAAAAAUUCAUCAAGAUUAUUAAUCUUUCAACUAUCAAGGAAACAAUGAUGAAAAUUCCGGAGAGAUUUGUAAGAUUAGGUCCCAAACUCACUGACAAUGUGACUCUCGAGACUCCUGUGGGUUUCAAGCGUUCGAUUCGGAUCAAACGGAUUGGUAAUGAGGUCUGGUUUGAGAAAGGUUGGAGUGAGUUUGCUGAGGCUCAUUCUUGGAGUGAAGGUCAUUUUCUGUUUUUUCAUUACAAAGGGAAGUCUAGUUUUAGUGUUGUGAUCUUUGAUGUGACUGCUUCUGAGAUCGAGUAUCCAUUGGACAAAGUUUAUGUCAUUGAAAGUGAUGAUGAUGAUGAUAAAGAAGAAGUGAUGGAAGUUAUGGAUGAUGAUGAACAAGGGUUUGCUGGAUUUGAAAGUAGUGAGAGUGAAGGAGUGAUUGAAUUGGAUGAAUUGUUGAAGAACAAGAAGAGGAAACCAAGAGUCAGCGUUAAGUCUGAGAAAGUUGCAACAUUUUGGUAAAAACUUCUUUUUAAGAAGAUUUUGUAGGUUUUGUUUGUG
Molecule: messenger RNA, 738 nt
Organism: Camelina sativa (false flax)
Lineage: Eukaryota; Viridiplantae; Streptophyta; Magnoliopsida; Brassicales; Brassicaceae
Source: RefSeq, a predicted model, not a curated record